This is a messenger RNA of Drosophila rhopaloa, 2654 nucleotides long. RefSeq names its product arylsulfatase B. The transcript has 8 exons. Lineage: Eukaryota; Metazoa; Arthropoda; Insecta; Diptera; Drosophilidae. The record is from RefSeq and is a predicted model, not a curated record. The coding region runs from base 226 to 1986 and encodes 586 amino acids.
GGAACAAAACACUUUAACGCCCAAUUUAUUGAAAACAUAGCCGUAAAUGCCUAUUGCCGAGAUGUCCGUUUUCAGUUAUCAGUUCUUUUAUUUAUUCAAUUUAUUUAUGUUAAAUUGGGAGUCAUUAUAUUGCUAAUAUAUCCGGAACGGUCUGACGAGCUCAUCCAUCAUUCACUUGUCGCCCAUUCGUAUCUGUCCCACAUCUUCCACACUCCAUUUACGGCGAUGUCAACGCAUCUGGAUAAAUUCAGCAGUAUUGCCUCGUUGUUAACUGCUGGAUUAGUUUUUUGUAUUGCCUUAUCCAGUUCUCUGACCGCCACAUCCGAAAGGCCUAAUAUCAUCAUUAUAAUGGCCGAUGAUCUCGGUUUCGACGACGUAAGUUUCCGCGGCUCCAACAACUUCCUCACACCCAACAUCGAUGCUCUGGCAUAUAGCGGAGUGAUCCUGAACAAUCUCUAUGCCGCCCCCAUGUGCACGCCCAGUCGGGCUGCUCUUUUGACUGGCAAAUACCCCAUUAAUACAGGUAUGCAACAUUAUGUGAUCGUAAACGAUCAGCCUUGGAGUCUUCCGCUGAACGAGACGACCAUGGCAGAGGUUUUCCGGGGAAAUGGCUAUCGGACUAGUCUCCUGGGAAAGUGGCACUUGGGAAUGUCGCAGCGCAAUUUUACACCCACUCAACGAGGAUUCGAUCGCCACUUGGGCUACCUUGGAGCAUAUGUGGAUUAUUACAGCCAGACUUAUGAACAAACGAACAAAGGCUACAAUGGCCACGAUUUUCGCGACAAUCUGAAGGCCACCCACGAGCAGGUGGGUCAAUAUGUCACCGAUGUCCUCACCGAUGCCGCUGUCCAGGAGAUCGAGGAUCAGGGAUCGAAAAACAAUAGCCAGCCACUAUUUUUGCUUCUGAGUCACCUUGCUCCCCACGCGGCAAAUGAUGAUAGUCCAAUGCAGGCACCUGAAGAUGAGUUGGCCCAAUUUGGAUAUAUUCGAAAUGAGACCCAUCGUUAUUAUGCGGCGAUGGUGUCGCGAAUGGACAAGAGUGUGGGAAAGGUUAUAGACGCCCUUGCCAGGCAGGAAAUGCUCCAAAACAGCAUCGUGCUCUUCCUAUCUGAUAAUGGUGGGCCAACUCAGGGACAGCACUCAACCACCGCCUCCAACUAUCCAUUAAGAGGGCAAAAGAAUUCCCCAUGGGAGGGCGGCCUGCGAUCCUCGGCGGCCAUUUGGAGCACUGAGUUCGAGCGCCUGGGCAGCGUGUGGAAACAGCAGAUCUACAUUGGCGACCUGCUGCCCACGUUGGCGGCUGCAGCUGGAAUAUCUCCGGAUCCGGCGCUCCACCUGGAUGGCUUGAACCUCUGGUCGGCCCUCAAGUACGGAUACGAGUCGGUGGAGCGUGAGAUUGUCCACGUGAUCGAUGAGGAUGUGGCGGAGCCCCAUCUGUCCUAUACGCGUGGCAAGUGGAAGGUAAUCAGCGGCACCACCAGUGGCGGCAUUUACGACGGCUGGCUGGGUCGAAGGGAGACCAGUGAGGAGGAUCCCCGUUCCGGGGACUACGAGGAUCUCAUCCGGAACACUAGUGUUUGGCAGCAGUUACAGCUGGUUUCCGCCGGGGAGCGCAACAUCAGCGAGCUGAGGGAUCAGGCCAGGAUCGAGUGCCCGGAACCUGCGACUGGCAUCAAGCCCUGUUUGCCCCUCCAGGCACCCUGUCUCUUCGACAUCGAGGCAGAUCCCUGUGAGCAGAGCAACCUGUAUGAGGAGUAUCGAAAUACGACUAUCUAUCUGGAUCUCUGGCAGCGUAUCCAGCAGUUUGCCAAGGAGGCCCAUCCUCCUAACAAUAAGCCAUCGGAUCCGGAUUGCAACCCCCGGUUCUAUCAUGAUGAGUGGACCUGGUGGCAGGACGAACAGGCCUCCAGUUCGGGGACCACGGGGCGGAUGAAAAUCGUUACCUUUUUUCUUGGAUUCGUCUUGACAAGUCGGUGGUUUCUCUAAAUUUGAGAUAAGCAAUCAAUACCAACAAUUAAACUCCUAAGUUUUAUCCUAUACUGUAAUACUAAUAUGCUAGUUCAAAAUAAUCAUAUGUUGAUAUAAACAGUGGUUUUUUCUAGACAACUCAUUGUGAAUCGAGAGUUUGGAGCAAACCAAUUUAGAUAAUUUAUAGCUUUAGUUUGACCAAACCGUAAACGUAUCUGAGUAAUGUCUUUACAGCACCAGUGUCAAAUAGGCUAUCCCCUUUCUUAUCUUAUCGAUCACUUCUGUGAAAGCUGAUAAUUGCAAAACCCCCUUUAAAUCAAUCGAAUAAUCAACGGAAGAGAUCUUUGUCAAUCAAAUGGGUUUACAAAGUAUUUAACGGAAAUAUAAUAUAAUUUGAGGGUUUAAUUAAUUGUAUGAUACUGAAGGUUAGUGUAGUAUAAAUUCCUGUGAAAACACGAUAAGAUCUUUGGUUUGAGAUUUGUGUUGGUAAACAAUAUUCGCUAGCAGAUUUUAUUGUUAUCAAAUGAAAAUUAGUUAGAGAUUUUGUUAAUUUUUUUGUACCAAUAGAAAAAUGUUGAUAAACACUGUCAAAUUAUAUUGAUUGUCUUAUUUAUAUUUAGUUAUGAAAUAAUCUAUUAAAGAUUAUUUAAUGUUGUUUAAAUAAACUGCUAAAAUCUUUUAUUAAA